AUGCAGAGCGCCCUUGGAGGGUUGAUGGAAGCUGCUGCUGCGCGGCAGGCAAGGGCCGCGAGCAAUCCUGAAAAUCGGGACACAGUUGUCAUACAAGUGCCCCAGCACAUCCGCGCUAAGGUGGUUAAUUCGAUGCUAUUAUUCGGCGCGCCAUCGAACAACGUGAUACACUGGAGGCUGUUUGGCCAAAUUGGCGGCGGACACUCCGUCGAGCUUAACUCCCCAAAGCUCGAUUACCAUAUGAACACGCGUAUGUUCAUUACGCACCGCACGUACGAAUCUUCGGACCGGUCAGAUGACAAGUUCGGCGAAAAAUUCGCGUUUCAGAUGCCCGUCACAGUGGACGAGGUGAUCUCGCUCCUGCUCGAGAGGAAGCGGGACCAAUACGUCCUGUACGGUACCGGCAGCGGAUGUAGGUUUUGGUGUGAGACGGUCAUGGCCGAUUUUGAGUCGGUCGGGUGGUUCGCACCUGGUACAGUUCAACUCGCGCACCAGUGGCUCGAUGGUAUUGCUGGCAUAGUCGGUCAAGAGAAGAUGCCUAUGCCCAUGGUGAAGGGCACCUUCUUCUGA
Molecule: messenger RNA, 570 nt
Organism: Gloeophyllum trabeum ATCC 11539
Lineage: Eukaryota; Fungi; Basidiomycota; Agaricomycetes; Gloeophyllales; Gloeophyllaceae
Exons: 2
Coding region: 1-570 (189 amino acids)
Source: RefSeq, a predicted model, not a curated record